CUCAAGUUCCCAUCUAUGUCUUCGGCCGCCCGCAAACCUGCUCCGCGGCUCGCAAGACCAGCUGUUCGAUACUGGAAGGGAAAGGCUCCCAAAGGGGCAGCGGAACUACCUUCGGAUGAAUCGGAACAAGAGGAUGAGGCCGGUGGUGCUGGAAUGGAGGAGGAGGAUGUUGACAUUGGCGGGGAACAAGACAUAGUUUCCGAGGACGAUGAGGACGACGUCAAGCCUGUCCCUCCUCUCAAACAGAUCAAGGCCAUAAAUGUGUCCCUCGAAGAUGUCAAUAUCUCGAAAGAUGGCAAAGUCAUCGUGGCAGGUCGGGAGGAGUCCGGUCGGACGGCAGUGGAGGACGAGGAGGAAUCAGAGGAAGAGUCCGACGAUGAACCGACGCAACCAGGGUUGAAGGCCGAUUCAGAAGACGAAGACGCGCGUUCUAGCGAAUACGAAUCUGACUCGGAAGACGAGAAACCCAAACUGCAAUUCCGACCGGUCUUCGUGCCCAAACGCGCUCGUGCAACACUAGUGGAACGUGACAUAGCAGAAGAUUCGGAGGAGGCUCAACGGAAGCGUGAAGCAGAUGCCGAGGAACGUAAGAAACAGAGUCACGACAUGGUCGCAGAAAGUAUCCGGAGAGAGCUACUCGAAAAGGAGAAGGAGGACAACGUCCCGGACAUCGACGACACCGACGGAAUUGAUCCUGAGGCCGAGUUCGAGGCGUGGAGACUGCGUGAAUUGGGCCGUAUCAAGAAAGAGAAGGAGGAGGAGCUGCGCCGUGACGAGGAGAGAGAGGAGAUUGAGAGGAGACGUGCUCUUCCUGAGGAGCAGCGCAUGAAGGAGGACCUGGAGCGCGCCCAGAAACUACGCGACGAAAAACCCAAGGGUUCACAAAAGUUCCUCCAAAAGUACUGGCACAAGGGUGCUUUCCAUCAAGACGAGGAAAUUCUCAAGCGGCACGACUUCACCGAGGCGACGGAAUCAACGGUGGAUGUGUCGGUGUUGCCAGCCGUGAUGCAAGUGAAGAACUUUGGCAAACGGAGCCGCACCAAGUAUACACACUUGGUCGACCAAGACACCACACUUGCCACUGGUGGCUUUGGCGGUGCUGCACCUGUCAAGGCCGGGGGAAAAUCUACCGACGGAGGAGGUUGUUUCUUAUGCGGCGACUGCCCGCAAAACACUGGCCCGCUCAUGCAAUUGGCUGGUACGGGCGCUAAUCAAGCACCCACGGGCCCGCAGAGGAACUGGGGUGGGCCUCCUUCGCAUUCUCGAUGGAACGACCGCGAUAACGCGAUGCAGCUGUUCAUGCGGAACAUCGACUUUUCAGUCACAUUCGACGAAUUGAAGACCGCGCUUGCCACUCACCUCCAUCGGCCGCCAUUCUCCGUCGACUCUAAGAUCAAUUUCCAUAUCCAGCUCUUUCGCCAGGGCAGGACACACAAGGGAUGCGGCUUGCUCACUCUGCCGACAGCAGAGAUCGGAAAGGCGUUCCUUGCGCUGUAUGGAUCUAGUGGCCUGGUUCUCAAGCGGCGCACUGUGCGAUUCACAGUGAGCAACCAGGCCGUGAACGAUGGGCUGGUCGAGACGAUGCGCACUACACCCUGGGAGGAUCCCCGGGUGGUUCGUGAGCAGCAGGCGCGGCGCGCGGAACAGUCCCAAUCCAUCCCGUUGGCCGACUUCUCGUUCGGGCGCUUCGGGAAGGACGGCGUCUUCUCUCCUGAAGUCGUGUAUCACGGCUCGGUGGCCUGCAACUUGGAAACGCGCAGUAUCGAAGUACUUUGCCAGAGUGCCCCACCGGAUGGGAUACAGGCCAGCGCGUCGAGUGGCUUCGAAAGUUUCGUGGCAUCGAUUGCUCGAGUUCUCCUGUCCGAGUUCGAGGCUCAACCUGGCCGGGACACCUUUUCUGCGCGUUUCGCAGCCCCCAGGAUCGUGGCCUUUGGGACUGUAAGCUCGUUGCACCGCGCAUUCCUCCGAACAGAUAUCCCUCCAACAUUCUUGCGCACCCCGUGGCAGUCAGAGGAGGCUAAGGAGAAUGCAGAUGUCUGGGGUGCUCCGCCAACGCGCCCCGAGCGUGUUUCUUCUCUGGCAACGGCCGACUUCCUUGCCACAUCGCACACAUCGCAGGCACUGUGCCUGACGUUCUCGAACCAUCGCGACUUCAACCUGUUCAUAGGACGGAGUGACCACCUCAAUAUGCCCGUGAGCCCUGUAGAGAAGAACAUCCAGGUAACGGAGCGCGGUAUCUACAGGGAGGAGAAGCUUUCGGAGGUGAAGGCGCUGCUUGAGACUUUGGAUUUCGAUUUGGCAUUCCAGAUCGACAAAGCAAUAUGGGGUGGGAUCCUGGAGCCGGAGGAGGUUCUCUCGAUGACGGACAGUCUGAGAGAGCUGCAACGAGCAACGCGCGAUGGUGAAGCCGGAGCUAUCUUCCAUCAGUUUGCCAUGAUGCUCGAGGUACCUGGCCUAGAUUCCGCUCCGAGAAAGAAAAGGAAUCGACGGCGCAGCAGGAAAAAGCAGCUCGAAGAUGUACAGCCAGUUGAUCUGCGCGAGCGGCUUGCGGAAGCGGUCGAUGUCUACAAGGAUCAGCUCCAUCGGCGCACCCGCCUCAAGUACACACCCGCCGCUGGGAUAUACAAGUCAUAUCAUGUCAUUCUGACCCCCUCGACGCAGAUUCUCGAGGGCCCACUGCCCGAUCAGUCAAAUGCAGUUCUUAGAAGGUUCAAGAACCACGACUGCUUUCUUCGUGUCUCAUUCCAGGACGAGAAUCGGUCUCCACCUCGGCAGGAUCCGAGCAUGUGGAUCAACGAGCUUCUCGAGAAGCGAUACAAGGGCCCCCUGAAUUCAGGAAUGACUGUCGCUGGGCGGGACUACCAGUUUCUUGGAUAUUCCAUGAGCGGUUUGAAGGAGUAUUCCUUCAUUUUUAUGAUGCCUUUCAUGUUUGAGGGUGUUCGCAUGGACGCUAAAGGAAUCAGAGAUCAGCUUGGAGAUUUCUCUACCAUUUCUUACAAGCCAGCUCUGCUCGGAGCUCGAUGGAGUCAGGCCUUCUCAUCUUCAGACCCCACUAUCCAACUGGAGCCGUGGCAGAUGGUCAACGUCGAUGAUAAGCAGUCGCUGUCCGGUUCUCUUUUCACAGACGGGUGCUCGUCUCACUCGACCACGCUCAACAAGGCCAUCUGGAAGCGACUGCGCCGCUCCCACAAUAUGGCCCAGGCGCCGUCGGCUUACCAGUUCCGCUGUGGAGGCUCGAAAGGGGUGAUCGUGCACAAUCCCAACCUGCCGGACGAGACUCUGAACUUCCGGCCGUCUCAAACCAAGUUCCAGGUGUCUGCGGCCCAGAUCCGGACUCUCGAUGUCGCUGCGACCUCUGCUAGGCCGAUUCCGAUGUAUCUCAAUCGUCCUUUGAUCACUCUUCUCGAGCACCAUGGGACACCGAGGCAGUCUUUCAUGGCUCUGCAGGACGCUGCGAUCGAAAACGUGCAGACGAUGAAGGACUCGCUAAGGAAAGCGUCGCAGAUAUUUUCACAGCACGGACUGGGCAGCUCGUACCGGCUGCCAUCACUGUUUGACAACCUCCACCGUGAGCUGCAUCUCGAAAUCGGGCCCUGGCAAGACGAGUCGUUCUUGCGGCACGACUUGGUCAAAACCUGCCUGGCUUUCGCGACGAUGCAUGUCCUGCGCGAGAUCAAGCACCGGGCGCGCAUAUUCGUGCCUGGGUCGUACACGCUGAUGGGCGUCUCUGAUGAAUGGGACUGUCUGGAGGAAGGCGAGGUCUAUGCGACUGUGGUCGACCACCGCACGGGUCUGAACCAGGCCAUCACGGGGCGAAUCGUGAUCACGCGGAGCCCUCAGAUCCAUCCCGGGGACAUCCAGUUUGUGCUAGCUGUGCGGAGACAAGAGCUAUCCCAUCUGACCAACGUCGUUGUGUUCUCGUCCAAGGGUCAACGAAGUCUACCUUCCAUGCUGGGUGGAGGUGAUUUGGACGGGGAUAUCUAUAAUCUUAUCCUUAAUGUGGGUGUCAGCCAGCACCCUGUGCACUCGGGUCGCAUUCAUCUUGCACAGGAAACCCUUUAUCCGCCCAAAGAACUCACAGCUGUACCCGGUGAAUACAAGGCUCCUCCUACAAGAGAAACCCCGCAUCCAUGCACUGUCGCUGAUGUUGUCGACUUCGUCAUCGAUUACGUGGGUGUCGAGGCCCGCCUUUGCCCGCAUUUUACUGAUGCAAAGCAGAUCAAGUCAGACUUGGUAGGGAUGAUCGCGACUCUGCACCUCCGGAUCGCAGAUUUGGAAGGUGCAGGCUCCGAAAAGUGUCUGAAGCUCGCCGAAUAUGCCUCGUAUGCGGUCGAUUUCCAGAAGCGGGGGCAACCUGUCAAUUUCAAAGACCUGCCUGCUGCGCCGAACCGGAUGCAUCCCGACUUCCUUUCGGGCGAAGGCGUCAAUCCUGCGCAGGCAAUGGGUGAGCGCUACUACGUCAGUCUGAAGGUACUCGGAGAACUGUACCGCAAUGUCCCUCUGGAGGAAGCACGCCCGGAUGUGGCCAUGCUGCGCGAGCAGUGGACCGACGGCGAUCUCAUCCAAGAAAUGCUGAGCGGCUGCGGACUGCCUGCGCUGGGCCUGAUCGGCGUCGAGCAGAUUCCGGACGACGAGCUGAUGGAUGAGAUGCGCGAGAAUCUCGACGAGUAUUGCGAGCAGCUUCUGCUGAUCGCCAAGACGCACACGGUGUCCAAACGCGAUAAUGCGCACCUCACCGAGGCGGAGAUGGUCAGCGGCACCAUCCAGGAGAGGUACAAGGACCAUCGGAAGCGGCGUGAUGUCAUCGCAGCGAUGAAUUUGCAGGCAAAUUAUGUCCAGACUCAAGAACUGACGAGUGCGAUCCGACACGAAUUCCAGUCCGCCAAGUAUCACAAGGCCGACGACCACGAAGAAGGCGAUGACGAGGACGAGGACGACGAGUGGGACGAGUGGGCCACGCUGGCCGUCGACGAGGAGAGGCGGAGAGACCGGUUCGAACGCUCGUGGGCAGCGUGGCUGGCUGCAGAGGAAGCGCUCGACGAAGACCCCAGUGCGUUCGGGCCAUCCAGCUUUGGCUUGCUGGCACUGGGGACGAUGCUGGAGGUUCUCAAAGAGGCCAAGAAGAAUGGGAAGCAGGAAUGGAGGGUCGACGUGCCGAUGCGGUCUUUCCAGGGCGGAUACUACCCGCACCUUAUUGCUCUGUAUGAAAAACUCGGGAUCCCCUUCCGGCAGAGAGACUUUUCCUACUCGUUCUCUUCGUACUCUCGGCUCGCAGACAAGACACCGUUGCAGACGACUCUAAUAUACAAUGGCACGUCAGGCCGGAAGGGCCUGGGGAUACCUGCCUGGAUGAAGGACUUGCACCUUCGCAGGCCACGAUACGCGCUCCUCACGCGUGCUUUCGUGUUCGUCCUGUUUAUCUUCUCGACACUACAGUUCCUCGUGUGCUACGUGCGACUGCUGCUGUUUGCCGUUCCUGCACUGAGAUCGACGCGACACAACGAAUUCACCUUCCGCGAAUGGGUCGAGGACACGACUCCUCGCAGUUUGGUUGCCCGUGUACUGCGAUUUGACUGUGUGUGGAGAUCGUUCACGGAAGACGUUCUCAUUCCACUGUUCUCUGCUGUUUGUACCGCUCCGGAAGAAUCUAUCAAUGCUCAUCCAGUCGAAGAGUUUCUUGAUUACAUCUGGCUUACACUCGGCACGCACCAUUACGUUGUGACUAAGGGCGUCAGAGAUGCAGUCCGACAUCUGACUACCAACAUCAAAAAUAUCCAUCUUUCGGCGCGAAUCGUUGGCUUGGAGUCGGACUCCAGUGAUCCACGCCUCGUGGCGAUCGAGUACUCGACCGGGUCGGGCACGAAAAUCGCACGCGGAUUCCACCAUGUGGUGUUUGCGACCCAAGCCAGCCGCGCCGUGCCCUUAUUGGCGACAUACGCAGCGGAUCUCCCGGCCGAGUCCGCGGCCAAGCAUGCUGUGAUGGCCCAGAUCCAAUGCCUGGAGAGCUUCCACUACGUGCGGACAGUGGUCGUCAACCACACCGACGACUCGAACACCCUGCUGCCCUCCGACAGGCGGGACCGCCGAGAUCUCAAUCUAGUCGCUGCCGCCCAGCCGAGCCGCGAUGCGCUCAACGCGUGGUCGCCUCACCGGGUCGCCCCGACCCACGCCAUGACCACGCAUGUCCUGGAGCCUCCGCCCGGGUUCGGCUACGACCGACCCGUGUUCCAGACGACGAACCCGUUCGUCGAUAUCCUCGAUGACCGGAUCCUGAGCGUCGCGACGCUCGAGCGCGCGGUGCUCACGCCCGCGUCGAAGGCGGCCCUCCGCCGCCUGUGCGUGCAGACCAGCAGAAAGUGGUGGCAGUCGUCUGCCGAGGCCGAGUACGCCGUUGGGGAUCUGCAGGGCGCCGGGAGGAUGGCAUCGGGCGCCAGCGCGGGUAUCUGGAUCUGCGGGUCGUAUGCGCAUGUGGGGAUUCCUUUGCUGGAGGGUUGUGUCGUCAGCGCGCGCAAUGUCUACCAGGCGAUAUUGGGAGAGGACUCUGUGGGUGCAAGCUCUGGUGGUAGGACGAAGCUGACUGGAUCCAUCAGCCUGCGUGCCUUGGAAGAGCAGACGAGUAUAUUGAGACGUUUCGAGGCUCGACAGGCCGGCGAUACAGGCAAGCUCUGCAGCCCCUCGAUCCUGACGACGCCCAGCUUACGUGCCAUUGUGACAGACCCGUCGUCCCAGCCCAUUCCGCAGGUGUCGGCUACGAGCAAUAGCACAUGGGGAGCGAUGCUACGUACAGCCAUCGGUGAUACGAUUCAACCGCAAGUGGACAGAUGGCGCAGCGGGAUCGAUGCUCUGCUGGUAUUCAUCGGUUUGUUUUCUGCCGUUGUCACCACCUUUCUUGUGGGGUCUCUGCCCAGUCUUCAACAAAGCGAUACAGCGCGGACGAACGAGCUAUUAGCCAAUCUCACCAACAUCAUCAUCCAGUUGAACUCCGGGACUCAAGCCUCCUCUCUGAUUUUCCCCAGUGCUACUCUCUUCACUCCCGACGAAGUCAACAUUAGGGUCAAUUCGUACUGGACCAUAUCACUAGUUCUGAGCUUGUCACUGGCUGCGCUGGCUGUGGCUUGCCGUGGUAUCCUCAAUCAAGUCACCCUCUCUCGUCGCAAGCAGACCACCGAAAAGCUCAUCGAGAUCCAGAACCGAUGGAAAGCCGCCGACAUUGUGCUGGGCCCGGCAGUUGACAUGCUACCCUUGUUUCUCGUGUUCCCAGUCGUUUUGUUCGUGCUGGGGUUAAUCGACACUGUCGUGGCGGCUGGCACUGCGCUACAUAUUGCGCCAAUCCCGCUAUUUGCUGCAGUCGCUAUCUCUCUAUCCUGUGUCACCGCAGUAUUGGCGUUCUUUGCCAAGACAAUAUUGCAUCCGGGCCUUCGACCUUCCGAGUGGCCUUUUCAGUCACAAUUGACCACAGCUUGGCAUAUGGUCUUUCCGCCUGAACAACCUGUCAUCGGCGAGGGAGAUCAUGCUGCUCAAGUUAUCAAGCAGGUCUACCACGAAACGGUGCAGACUAUCUAUGACGAUCAGGCGCUGGACAAGGCAGCGAGCUGUGUAUCGAGCCAUAUUGGACAUUACGAAGUCAAAACCGGUCUUUUGUUCCCGGGUCUUCAGGUGUGGGAGACAGAAGUGAAGACUCUUGCACAUUUGCUUCUCCCUGAGGCGAGCCUCCGAUGCAACUCGACAGCCGCUCAUGUCAUCAUCGAAAACUGGUCUCUUUUCGGCCAAUUUUCUGAGGAGCUGCCGUACUCCGAUUUUCCACCACAAAUGACGCUUAUGGAGCCUCUGACAGAGGCGGCUCGUCGCUCGUUGCGGACGUUGCCGAAGAAGAACCUUUGGUUUUCGAUUUAUCUCAAGGCGAUAGCAGUCAUCUGCCGCAAUUAUCAUCCUCACCACCCCCCGGUCCCAUGUCUAAUCGGCGCGAAUCCGCGCAUCCGUAGUCCAGAGGUGGACUACCUGCUCCGUGGUGUUUUGUUCGAUCACCUACGUCAUGUGCAGCCGGAGAGUGCCUGGACUGCUGACGAGGUAAACCUCUUUGUGCCGGAUCAUAUCGACACGAGUAACGUUCUGCGCUUCAUCUUCUCUCUGCGUGAUCCUGAUGAAGUCGUCAUUUUGGCCUCGCUGCUGAUGAGGGCCAAGACACCAGGACAAGUGCUCAGCAUUGCAGUCCAACCCGAGUUCUGUACGGACUCGACCGUAUAUUCCCACCUCGUCGCAAGCUGGGUUCUACAGGCGUUCCAGAGCUUACCGGAACCUCUGCGCAACCUACCGGCAGAAAGGAAGUCUACGUUGAAACAACUGUGCUUCUUCUGCAUUCGCACAACCAAGGAAAUGCAUUGGGCGGCACUCUAUACACACCAUCUUCGCGUUCUGGAGAGUGCAUUGUCUAGCCUUCCCGCCCAGUCCGGGAUCCUGGACAGAUUGAUGCAGGAAGCUGGCUUGGAGAAAACGACUUUUCCUCCGCGCAUCUCCGCCGCUCCCCCGCACAGAUCUGCUAUACGAUCAUCUUCAACCUUACCCCCGGAGGCGAUUCCCUUCCCCAGCCCCAUUCGACGCCUAAAAUCAUUCGUCGCCUCGCCUGCUGGGCAUAACGCGUUGUGGAUUCCUCCCCCCGCGAGCGAAUCGGACGAAAGCACAGCGGAUAACUUCCAAGACAUAUUGGGAAUGUACACAGUGCCCGAAUAGAUUCAAUGGACCCGAGCACAGCUCUCGUUGUUUUUCUGUAGCUACAUGUACUCUGCUGGAAUAUCUAAUGGGUUUCGAAGUGCAUUCUCCUUUGAGUCAUUCUACCUGGAGUACAAGUCUGCGGGGGAGAAGGAUCUCGCUCAAUAUAUAGGUUGUCU
Mycena citricolor is the source of this 8885-nucleotide messenger RNA. The record is from the annotation of a GenBank genome assembly. NCBI's taxonomy places the organism in Eukaryota, Fungi, Basidiomycota, Agaricomycetes, Agaricales, Mycenaceae.